This is a messenger RNA of Necator americanus (New World hookworm), 1824 nucleotides long. RefSeq lists its product as uncharacterized. The record is from RefSeq and is a predicted model, not a curated record. NCBI's taxonomy places the organism in Eukaryota, Metazoa, Nematoda, Chromadorea, Rhabditida, Ancylostomatidae. Gene Ontology annotation, biological process: replication fork processing; double-strand break repair via nonhomologous end joining; DNA double-strand break processing. Gene Ontology annotation, cellular component: condensed chromosome; nucleus; site of double-strand break. The transcript has 14 exons. Bases 1 to 1824 code for a protein of 607 amino acids. Gene Ontology annotation, molecular function: DNA topoisomerase binding; single-stranded DNA endonuclease activity; histone H3K36 methyltransferase activity.
AUGCCGCGCGAUUUCAAGCCGUCGUCACUCCACCUCCGCAACGUCGAAAUCUUUCUCCAUCUAUCUGGCCAAGAACCAGCGGAUAUCGAUAGACGUCUGAAGGAAGUUUACAAGGAGCACGCCUCCGCUAGAAGUACAGUCUACAAGUGGCACACGAAGUUCGCGUCGGGUGACUAUUCCAUGGAAUAUGAAGACCGUUUGGGACGCCCGAUGGAGUUGGAUUUCGACAUGCUGCGGAGACAGGGGGAAACCGACCCGUAUCAAACCACUCGCGAACUGGCAGUCGCUCUUGGGGACAACAGCGCUUAUUAUAGGGAACGGCUGAUCAAAGCUGGUGGAGAAGUUUCUUUUGACGAGAACGAAGACAUCAACAUCCUUGACAAUUUCGUUCACAAUGAGGAUCUUGCGGAAGAAACUUUUUGGGGACUCCUUUUACGAUCGAAGCUUGAGAAGGACUAUCUAGCGAAACGAACGAAAGAACAGGAAGAGGCCGUCGAACUUCGCCGCUUACGAACCGAAAAUCGCCUCUUGCGGCAACGUAUCGACUAUCUCGAAGCUGAAUCAGCUGCGCUCGCUGACAGGCUUGUUAAAGGACAAGUGAAUCUUGCACAAGAAGCUGAAAAUUCCAUCAACAUUGCUCACGAACUGAGCAAACUUCGUGAUAUAAACUCGGACGCUCAUCGGAAGCUUGAGCAGGCAUACGACACGAUCAGGGAAUUGUCGUGUUCUCGUCAAACAUGUGGUUUGGAUGCAGCCGUACAAGUGGACGAUGCAAGCAUGAUCGAGCAUAUUCAUUCCCUCCAACAAGAGCUCAUCGAAAGUCACAUUCGUCAGGCGGAUCAUGAAAACACUAUUCGCGAAUGCAAAAUCCGCAUUUUUGAACUUGAGGCAGCUAAUAAGCGAUUGCGUGAGCACGAACCAUUCGAAGGUGUUACUGGUCUUCAGGAACAGUUAAUCUCAGUGAAGAUGCGUGAGGCCGAAAGCAGUCUUGCAGUUAAAGAAAUGCGUCAACGGUUAGCUGAACUGGAGCAGCAUUGGGCGAAAUACGUUCACAUGAGGACCUUUGAGCCUUGUGUCGCAUCUGCCGAAGCUGAUAUCGCCUCAAAUGAUUCCAGUAAUUCAACUUCACUUAAUGUUAACUCGGCGCGCGCUCGACUUGCAAAAAUUACUGCAUCAUUCAUCGGUGCAUCAUCUGAAGGAGAAGAGGAGUGUGUCACUAUCAGAGAACUAGAGGACCAACUGAUGGGCGUCCGGAUAAAGGAAGUGGAUAAUCUAGCCGAAUUGAAAGAGAUGCGCCAGAAGGUUAUGGAACUAGAAACACAGAACCAUGUAUGCACAAACCAACUUAAGAGACAAGAUGAAGAGAUGAGACGUAUUCGCGAGGAAAUCGAGGCAGUGCAGAAGGUGAGGCGUGAGGUAGAAGCUUCACUACGACAGGAGCGUCAACGUUGUGCGCAGCGCGAGUCCGAACUGAAUGAGCAGUGUAUAAUGGAGCGACUUAAGUAUUCGGAGGCUAUGCAAUCUGUACAAGAGCUUCGUCAAACGAUCACCCAACUGGAACUUAAGAAAGCCGAAGGAUGGACUCAAAAUCAACUCAGAGGGACCUCUGUUUGCGAGGUUGACGACGAUUCUACCUCCCAUUUGUCCAUCGGAUCUAAUGGCGAUGUGUUUUCGUUGGGUUCUGAGGAUAUGAAUGCCUUUAUUGCUGAUAUGACCGUCAAAGUUCCUGUAUUGGAUGAGCUUUUGGAAGAGGAAUCCAACACGGAAACCGAAGACCGUCGUCCAAAAAAGAAAUGUGACGAUGCAGAUUGUGAUGACUCUUGA